AUGGUUGAACGUUUUAAUCGGACACUUCUGGACUUCCUGGCCAAAUUCGUCGCUGUCGACCAACGCGAAUGGGACCAGCUGCUACCACUUGAGCUUUGGGCAUACCGCUCUGCCCCUCACGAAACUACUGGAUUUUCGCUCGCGCAACUGAUGUUUGAUCGCGAGCCUCGUCUGCCCUCGGAACUAAUGUCCGGUCGUCCAACGCCCGACGCAGAAAACUCUCCCGCUUUCGUCAAGCAGUUACGGGAAAACCUUAGAAAAACUCAUCAGUCCGCCCGCCAAUAUUUGCGAGUGGCCGCAGAUGUCAACAAGGUGCAAUACGAUUUACGUUCCCACCUUACCGAGUUUGCACCCGGCGACUUCGCUUGGCUGUACUCUCCGAUACACAGAGUCGGCCGAUGCCCGAAAUUACAGUCCAAUUGGAUUAUACCGACGACCGUAGUACGCCGCCUCUCUGACUUUGUUUAUAAAGUGCGCCUGCCUGGAAUACGCCAGACGAGGACGGUUCUCAUCAACCGGCUACCCGUGGCUACGCUAAAAAGAAUCAAAGAAAAGCAGUACAACUCCGUGAUCAAGGAUUACCUGGACUUGAAUCAUAUGAAACAAGUCCCUGCUAGUAACGACUCCAAUAACUUGUAUCUACCACCACAAAGAUUCGAGUUGUGCUUAACGCCUGUCAGCUUUUCUGCUGGACCGAGUCAGUCAUAG
Drosophila montana is the source of this 708-nucleotide messenger RNA. RefSeq lists its product as uncharacterized. The transcript has 2 exons. Gene Ontology annotation, molecular function: nucleic acid binding. The record is from RefSeq and is a predicted model, not a curated record. Bases 1 to 708 code for a protein of 235 amino acids. NCBI's taxonomy places the organism in Eukaryota, Metazoa, Arthropoda, Insecta, Diptera, Drosophilidae.